Molecule: messenger RNA, 5125 nt
Organism: Pezoporus flaviventris
Lineage: Eukaryota; Metazoa; Chordata; Aves; Psittaciformes; Psittacidae
Gene: GNS
Product: glucosamine (N-acetyl)-6-sulfatase
Exons: 14
Coding region: 39-1643 (534 amino acids)
Biological process (GO): glycosaminoglycan metabolic process
Molecular function (GO): glycosaminoglycan binding; N-acetylglucosamine-6-sulfatase activity
Source: RefSeq, a predicted model, not a curated record
CUCCUGUUCCUCUGCUCGUGCGCCUCUGCUGCUGCGCCAUGUCCCCUGCCGCGGCCGCCCAAGGGCUGGCUCUGGCUGCGCUGCUGAUGCUGAGCCCGGCGGGGGCAGCGCGGCAGGUGCGGAGGCCCAACGUGGUGCUCAUCCUCACCGACGACCAGGACGUCUGCCUGGGCGGAAUGACCCCCCUAAAGAAGACUAAUGCACUCAUUGCACAGAUGGGAAUGACCUUCCUAAACGCAUACGUUCCCAGUGCACUCUGCUGUCCCAGUCGGGCUAGCAUUUUAACAGGAAAAUACCCACAUAAUCAUCAUGUUGUCAAUAACACUCUGGAAGGAAACUGUAGCAGCAAGUUAUGGCAGAAGAUUCAGGAGCCAUAUACUUUCCCAGCUCUGCUCAAAACUAUGUGUGGCUAUCAAACGUUCUUUGCUGGAAAGUAUUUGAAUGAGUAUGGAGCAGAGGAUGCAGGGGGAGUAGGUCACGUCCCUCCUGGAUGGAGUUUUUGGUAUGCUUUGGAGAAGAAUUCAAAGUACUACAACUAUACUCUUUCAGUAAAUGGCAAAGCACGAAGGCAUGGUGAGAACUACAGUGUGGAUUACCUGACAGAUGUACUGGCCAACAUGUCAUUGGACUUCUUGGAGUAUAAAUCGAAUUUCGAGCCUUUCUUUAUGAUGAUCUCAACCCCAGCCCCACACUCCCCUUGGACAGCUGCUCCACAGUAUACAAAGAGCUUUCAGAAUGUCAGUGCACCAAGAAACAGCAACUUUAAUAUUCAUGGCAAGGACAAGCACUGGUUAAUCCGACAAGCAAAGACUCCAAUGACCAACUCUUCAAUACAGUUUCUUGAUGAUGCUUAUAGAAAGAGGUGGCAAACUCUGCUGUCUGUAGACGACCUGGUAGAGAAGCUAGUGAAGAAACUGGAGCUGAAUGGAGAAUUAGACAACACAUACAUCUUUUACACAUCAGACAAUGGCUUCCACACUGGCCAGUUUUCUUUGCCAAUAGACAAACGGCAGCUGUAUGAGUUUGAUAUCAAAGUGCCAUUGCUAGUUCGAGGACCAGGGAUAAAACCAAAUCAGACAAACAAGAUGCUUGUUGCAAAUAUUGAUUUGGGUCCCACUAUUCUGGACAUCGCAGGGUAUGACUUGAAUAAGACCCAAAUGGAUGGGAUGUCGCUGUUGCCGCUGCUGAGAGGAGACAGAAAUGAGACAUGGAGAUCAGACUUCCUGGUGGAGUACCAGGGAGAAGGGUACAACGGCAGUGAUCCUACCUGUCCUGGCCUAGGACCUGGAGUCACACACUGCUUCCCAGACUGUGUGUGUGAAGAUUCCUAUAACAAUACGUACGCUUGUGUAAGGACACUGUCAACUUCCUGGGACCUGCAGUACUGUGAGUUUGAUGACCGGGAGGUGUUUGUGGAAGUGUAUAACUUGACUGCAGAUCCACACCAGAUCAACAACAUUGCUAAAACAAUUGAUCAAGAAAUCCUAGAAAAGAUGAACUAUCGAUUAAUGAUGCUGCAGUCCUGUUCGGGAGCAACGUGCCGUACACCGGGUAUCUUUGAUCCUGGCUACAGGUUUGACCCACGGCUCAUGUUCAGCAAUCAUGGUGUUCGGGCUCGGAGGUUCUCUGCACGGUCUUUGUAAGGCACUUCAGAGCCUCUUGCAAUUGGCUCUCACUGGCCAGUUUCUCCAGUGACUGCAGCAGGUUUGUCUCCGUACCUCUCGCUGAUCACAGCUGGAAGACUUUUCAUGGGCUUAUUCAAACGCUGUUUGGAAGAAAAACCCUUGUCUUUAGCUGGUUGCCUUGUGCAAUAUGUAUAUCUUACAGCUGAACUCUAACUCUGAAUCGUUAGACACAGCUAAUCUGUCUUGCUCAGAUAAUUGAUUAGCACCUUUGUCUUUCAAGUACCUUUUCAUAUCACAGGCACAGGGGUGAACCUUUGCCUAUGGAUCUGAACAGUUUAUUUUGUUCUAAAGAUCAAUAAAUGUGUACCUGAGUUGGGUUGGAUAGACAGGUGCUAUUGCACAGUAAUGCUCACCCAUAUUCAGUGUUAAAGACUUUCUCAAAGGCUAUGUUUAAUUAUAGAUUUCCCAUAUCAAGCUCAAAGCUGGUGAUGACAAUAGCAAAAGAGUGUAGGAAGGCAUUAGGCAGAGCUGUAGGAUCAGACUAGUGAGUGUCUAAAUAUUCUCUUUCAAUGAGACCACUUCAAGUGAGACCCAUGAAUUUUGUAGGACAGCUCUGGUAGCUUGCAAACAAGAAUGUAACUUCUAAGAUCCUUCUAGUGGGAAAUGCUGGAAUGGGUUACUGUGUACUACUGAAAAGUAUCUUAGGGUUUAAUAUAGGCUUCCUAGUGAGUGAAAGAAGAGUGUUAAGACUAACAAAUAUUCAAAUAAGUGUGCCUGUGUUUUGAGCCAACCCUUAAGUCUUCUAUACAUGAACAAAAGUAAUGCUAAAGGAAAAUCUACAACAGGAAAAAAAAACAAAAACCAAAAAAACCAAACCUGGGCACCACAGUAAAGCUGAUCUGUCUCUAACCUCUGAAUGUCUUUGUCUAACAUCUUGUGUUGAUUAGAUUCUUGAAGGUAAAUUAUUCUGAAAGCAAACUAGCUAUAAUUAAAUCGUUGCUCACUAGAAGUUAGGCUGAGAGAGCUACUUUAGGCAGUUUAAGUGCUUCCUAGAGUGUUACUUUUUGGUUGAGAUGUAACUACUCAAGACCCGAGUAAGUGGCCUUGACACCAAAGGACUGCCUGCCUAGAUGCCUGACUGCAGCGUGGUAUCACUCGGCUUCCCUUUGGGAGGGUGAUGUUGUCUCGUCAUCCUUAUGAUUGGGCUUAUCUGAACUGCAGCCAUCACUUGUACCCAAACUGGAGUAUCCUUCUGAAUCCUGAAAAAGCACCCAAACUUGUGUCAGCAUGUAACUUCUGUAUAGCUAUGUUGGGGAAACACCAAAUUGGCUAUCUUUUCCAAGACAAGUUCAUGCUGCUUGUGGGCAGAUCAACUGUGUUAUCAAGCAAGAUGAUUGCUCUAUUCUCAAGCAAACUGGGGCACAACCUCUUUUAGUUAGUUAUUUUGGAUCUUUUACCCAAAUAGAGAGCAUAAUGAUUUCAACUACUGUCACAUAAAACCUUUUACUAAGUAAUCAUGAAGUAGGCAACAAAAUAUGACUCAAAACUGUGAAGCUGCAUAGCCCAGUGCAGAGACCCACAAACUGGAUACAAAUAAUGCCAUAACAAGGGAAGUUGAACUUCCUUGGCUUUUAAUGCUGAAGCACAGAAGUUGUCCUUCAUGUAGCUUAGAGCUGCAAACUUCUGUGGUGGUCUACAGGUUAGGUUUUAUACAGCUUUUUGUCUCAAAUCUGACUAACUGUUUCAAAUCUCUAGAGUGACCAAAUAUUUGAGAAAAAAAAUCAUCACUUGAAAGGUAACUUUUCAGCUGCAGCAUCUGUAUAAAUGCAGAGGGGGUUGGAUGUUCAGACUACUGACAUGCUUUCAAAUACUCAGGACUUUUUUUUUUUUCCUCCACAACUGUAGCUUUAUCCUGUUUUUGUUUCUUGAGCCUUAGUAUUGCCUGUCAGUAUCCUUCAGACUCUGUUUUGUCUUUACAAACAAAACCAAAGUUGUUUUCAUGCUUCAAGUGUUUUCUUGCACACCGAGCUAAACCUGGAGUUCAUUUACAUGGUGUUUUCCUCAGAUAAUUCUAGCAACUUAGAUACGUUCUUUGUUUAAACUUAAAUUCGGUAGCUGUGUGAAGGCUAAGGAGAAAUACAUUGAUUGCUGCACAUUAAACCCUGAACAGUUCUAUCCAACCUAGGUCAUUGUCAAGUUUCUACUUGAGUUGAGUUUCAGUGCAAGUAAUGUGUAUGUUGCUUCUUAAUAGAAAAAAUCCCAAACUUUGUUAUGGGUACAGAUGUGUGACUGUCUUUUCUUCAAGUGAUCUUAAGCCAUAACAAGAGAAUUUUCUUUUGGAUGAUUUAAUUUUUGCCUAAUACCUAACAUGAAAGUUGACAGAAUUGAUACAGACGAUUUAGUAUGUGUGAUCAGAUGUUUUACCCAAAUUGGCACUUGCUUUCUGCACACACCUGUAAAGCGCUUUGUAACUACACUCAAUAACUUACACGCUCCCUGUCAGAGAACCACAGUAUAUCUGAAAUCUGUCAUAAGUAAUACGCACUGCAUUAAACUGAAAUUCAGAAUGAAAUCAAUCAGUCCUUACUUACCCACAGUAGUGGUUCAGGCAAGCACCUGCUUCACUUCUGCUUUUGAUAAAGACUCAAGACCUGUUCAGCAGAAGCACAUAGUUGAAGGAAGAAUGGAACCCAAUGGUUGCCUGCCCCUGCUGCUAGAGCUCCUCUGCUGUUUCCAUGAAGAAUUACUUCCGAGUAUUUUUGCAGCCUUGAAUGAACAGUGUUAAUUCUUAUCUUUGGUGAUUAAAAAAACACUGAAGGAACCUUGAUUCCCAAGUAAGUGAUUUUAAAACCAAAUGGUCUUCCUGGAAAUACCAUUUCAGAUGCUAUUUGAGCAUGGCUGUAUCUGUACCUUGUUACUGAAGGCAUUUGUGUUACAUGAAAGGGGCUUACUGGUACAGAGUUGGGUUUAGGUAAAAUGUGAUUAUUUUUUAAAACUCAGUAGUAUCAAAGCAGAGCUCUGAACUUUAAUGGUUGCAUCAGGUAAAGUAGAUAUUAUACAGGGAGAAGUACAGUUGAGAAUUUUAUUACAUUAUCCUAAACCAAAAACCAUUUGAUAACACUUCAGCAUAAGUGAGUACAGCCAGUACAUGCUUACCUAGCAUCAGCCCAGUGAAUUGGGCUGCUUCAUUUUGCAGAAUAAAGCUGUAACAGGGACAGACAUGCAAAACACCCCCAAAACACCUUUUCAAUCACAUUAAAUUUAAGACUGAUUCUACAACCUAAAGACAGUAUUUUAUCAUAAUGAAACAGUUAUUGUUUAUUGUGAUUAAAUUUAAUUUGUAUCACUCUCUCUGUAUGUGAGCAUACUUUGCUGUAGCAUGUUGUGAGCAUACUUAACUUCUGCUGUUUUGAACGUUUGUAUAGAAAGUGCCCUUCCAGAGGACCCUGUUCACUGCUGCACUUUUGGGGAAAGAAAAAAUAAACUGCCUAUCAAACUUC